GUUAGCUGAUCCUCCGUGCUUCCCUUAGCAAUGUGUGUGCUGCAGGAAUGAGGCUGAGCGAGAGGCAGGCAAAAGAGGAGAGAUGCAGACAAAGAAUCAUUUGCUCCCUGCUCGAUGGAGCCCUUCAAGAAAGAAAAGCUAGAAAACUGAACUGAGAUCUUCUUGGUAUUACCCAUAUGGACACAUGAAGCUGCUGUAAUCUCAGCGCUGUCAGCUCUGAUGGCAGUGACCUUUCUCAGCUGUGGAACUGAUUAAGACUUCCUCAGGAUGGAAAAGGAAAUGGAGGUCAUUAAAAUGGAGAAUGGAUCCCUGCUCCAGUUUUAUAUGGACAGAAAGACUCCUGUCAAGGUCCCCAAAAUGGAAAUGCUCCAGAGCCUCCUGAGAAAAAACUGUUCCUGCACAGCAAGAAGCACCAAAAAGGCAGUUAUGGACUUCUUCCCAGUGUUGCAGUGGCUUCCCAAAUACAAGUGCAAGGAAUACAUUUGGGGGGACAUCAUGUCUGGCUUGGUCAUUGGGAUCAUUUUAGUACCUCAAGCAAUUGCCUACUCUCUACUAGCAGGUCUGAAGCCAAUUUAUAGUCUUUACACAUCUUUCUUUGCCAACAUCAUCUACUUUCUCAUGGGUACCUCUCGGCACGUGUCAGUUGGCAUUUUCAGCCUGUUAAGUUUAAUGGUUGGCCAGGUUGUGGAUAGAGAACUACUCUUGGCGGGGUUUGACCUCAGUGACGAUCCUCAGGAAGCCAUAGAUGGCAGUGACCAUUUGAAUGCUACAGUUUACAAUGUCACCCUUGGCCUGAUGAGCACUGAAUGUGGGAAAGACUGCUACGCUAUUGGGGUGGCUACAGCACUGACCUUCUUGGCUGGAGUUUAUCAGGUCCUCAUGGGAUUUUUUCGCCUAGGCUUUGUGUCAAUGUAUCUUUCUGAGCCUGUGCUGGACGGCUUUGCAACUGGUGCUUCGUUAACCAUUUUAACCGCUCAAGUUAAGUAUCUCAUUGGAAUAAAAGUCCCUCGCGCCCAGGGAUAUGGGAUCUUAAUAACAACCUGGGUCAACAUUUUUUGCAACAUCGCUCAGGCAAAUCUCUGUGACGUGAUCACAAGCGCUAUCUGCAUCUUUGUGCUGGUCGCAGCCAAGGAACUGGGAGACAGAUACAAGCACAAGCUCAAGGUCCCACUCCCCACAGAGCUGGUGGUGAUUGUGGUGGCGACAUUGAUUUCCCAUUAUGGGCGGCUGAACGAAGUGUAUGCCUCCAGUGUGUCGGGUGCAAUUCCCACAGGAUUCAUUCCUCCCCAGGUGCCUAGCUUCAGCCUCAUGCAAAGAGUUGCCGUCGAUGCUCUGCCUCUUGCCAUAGUUGGCUUCGCCUUCACAGUUUCGCUCUCUGAAAUGUUUGCUAAGAAGUAUGCCUACACGGUCAGAGCCAACCAGGAAAUGUUCGCCAUUGGCUUCUGCAACAUCAUCCCGGCUUUCUUCUACUGCUUUGCCACCAGCGCAGCUUUGGCAAAAAGCCUGGUCAAAGUGUCGACGGGAUGCCAGACCCAGUUGUCCAGCGUGGUUAGCGCUGUGGUUGUCCUGCUGGUGCUGCUUUUCUUUGCUCCCCUCUUUUUCAGCUUGCAGAAGUGUGUUUUGGCAUGCAUCAUCAUUGUCAGCCUCCGAGGAGCCCUUCGGAAAUUCAAAGAUGUGCCCCAGCGCUACCGCCUAGACAAAAUGGAUGCGCUGGUGUGGUGUGUCACCAUGCUCUCCUCUGCCUUGAUCAGCACCGAAAUGGGGCUUCUGGUUGGGGUCAUUUUCUCCAUCCUAUGCAUCGUUGGCCGCACCCAGCGCCCUCACGCUGCCUUGCUCGGCCAAAUUGGGAACACUGUCUUCUAUGAAGAUGAUGAGAAAUAUAAAAACCUCCUGCCUGUCCCAAAGGUCAAAAUAUUCCGCUUUGAAGCGCCACUUUAUUAUGCAAAUAAGGGCUUUUUCCUGAAGUGUCUCCACAACAGGACAGGGCUGGACCCUGCUGUGGAAAUUGUAAAGAGGAAAAAGGUCAAGAGGAAAGGUCAACCAAGUCUUGACCAGGCAGAAACAACUUCAUGCCUGGUACACAAGCGCCGUGACUUCCAGGCCAUUAUCAUAGACUGCUCUUCCAUUCCAUUUUUGGACACUGCUGGCGUGAGCACAUUAAAAGAGACAUUCAAAGACCACCAGGAACUCAAUAUCACAGUCCUUCUGGCUUGCUGCAGUCCCUCUGUGAUCGCUUCUCUGGAAAGGGGGAGCUACAUGAGGAGUGCCAACAAAGACAUGCAUGAAUUGCUGUUUCACAGCAUACACAGUGCCGUCCAGUUUCUAAGAGAGAGGGAGAUUGCAGCGGAUGACUCUGUUGUAUAGCCCAAGGCACUGUUCCCUCUAAGGCGUGCGCUUGUGUGCGAGCUCACACAUUUUUUGAUGUCUGCUCAAUUAAUUUUAGAUCCUGCUCAGGUUGAAUCAGGAAGGGUUCCACUCUGAAUGCACGUAUGCACACACUGCCUUGAUACUGCCGCCCAGAAGAAAACUCAUUCCGCACACAGAUGAAAAAAAAUUAGAGAGAACACUAGCCAAGGCCCUCCUUUGCCCCUCUAGAAACUGGCAGCUGGGGGGAUUCUGCAUUCACUGCAUAGAAGGUUGUGGCCUUCGACUUGUCCAGAACCCUUCCUGAACCCCAACCUGCAACACAGGACCCACUUUCAAAGAGUUAUCUUUGAUGGAUAUUUAGUAGUGCAAAUACAAUGCAAGGUAUAUUAAUCUUAAAAUCCAGGACAGGUAUAUUUACACACUAUCUACUCGGUAACCUACAUAAUGUCAAGGUGCUCUUACUAUGGAAUCAAAAGUAGGAAGUUGUUGUUUCCCAACAGACACUCACUUGCUCAUUUUAAUGGGACACGGGGGCCCUUUUUGUUGUCUCCUUCAAGAUGCCAUUCAGCCGACAAAUUUUUUGAGGAGAGCUCACUUCCAAUUCUUUUUCGUGCUUUUGUUUUGAGGACCAUCACUGGAAGAGCCUUACUCAAGGGGACAAGUUGUACCAAAUAGCAACAGAUAGAUGAUUGAUGCCUGUUAACGCUGGAUAUUGUUUGCUCACUGAGCUGCAGAACUGUGGCAAAGUCUUCUGUUGAAAUGGAAACUUCAAACUUGAGUCAUUUUAAGCAGAGUCUGACCAGGAGACUUAGAUAUCCAGAUACCCAUCUGCAUAGUGCCCACCCCUUCUUUGGUGCAUACACACACACAAGAUCAGUGAAGCUGGAUUAAUCACCUCUUAAACACACUUGGUUUUACGGAUCCAAAAUUACUCAAGUGGAUGGAUUAAAGAGUAGUAACAUAGUGCCCUUCCUUGUUCAUGCACAUCUCUGGGUACAGUGGGGAUUAUAUUCUGUAAAGUAAUUUAUUUUUUACAUUUUUACAUUUUAUAUCCCGCUGUUCCUCCAAGGAGCCCAGAGCAGUGUACUACAUACUUAAGUUUCUCCUCACAACAACCCUGUGGAGUAGGUUAGGCUGAGAGAGAAGUGACUGGCCCAGAGUCACCCAGCUAGUUUCAUGGAUAAAUUGGGAUUUGAACUCGGGUCUCCCCGGUUCUAGUCCAGCACUCUAGACACUACAAGUAAUGAAACAUAGAGGGGUCGUUACAAACAUAUCUGUUUGGUCCCAUCGUAUCUGGAGCUCCCAAGAAACUGGAAUAUAAUUAAAUAAUAUUAAUUAAUUAAUUAAUAAAAAUAAGUAGUUUGUGAAGGAUUUAGAUUUAAUUUCAGAGAAGCUAAUCUCAGGGAAAUAAUUUUUAAAAGUCAAAAUAGGAAAAGCAGCAGCAUAAAAGGAACUUUUUAAAAAAGGAAAUGGAUAUCCCACAGGGUAACUGAUGUUUAUGUUAGGGGAGGAGCAGUAUAGGGUAUGAUCAGGGCUUAAUUUAUGUCAGGGUAUCUCAGAAUUUGAAUUCAACACCCGGAAUGAGCCCUGGAAUAAGUGCAGUAAUAAUAAAUAGAAGUGCCUCUGGGGAUGUGCAACAUGCCUUCCUCUCAUUGCCUCCUCCCACCCUUGUGCCAACUAUCCUCCUUUUUGAUGGCCCUGAUCUUUCUCUCUAUUUCAUAGGAACAUAGGAAGCUGCCAUAUACUGAGUCAGACCACUGGUCUAUCUAGCUCAGUAUUGUCUUCACAGCUUGGUAGCGGCUUCUCCAAGGUUGCAAGCAGGAAUCUUUCUCAGCCCUAUCUUGGGGAUACUGCCAGGGAGGGAACUUGGAACCUUUUGCUCUUCCCAGAGUGGCUCUGUCCCCUUAGGGGAAUAUCUCUCAGUGCUCACACUUCUAGUCUCCCAUUCAUAGGCAACCAGGGUGGACCCUGCUUAGCUAAGGGGACAGGUCAUGCUUGCUACCACAAGACCAGCUCUCCUCUCAUUUCCCUGCAGCAUUCAGUCCCAGCAUUCAGACCCAGCCCUUCUGAACCUUCCGAGAUGGCCUUUUCUCCAUUGCACUACAGAAGGGGCUGCUCAGCUCACUCCAUAAGCAUGUGUGCAUUUCCACAGUGUAGACACAUGUAACAUGCUUCAACGAACAAUAGAUUAUCAGGGAAGUGCAUGCCCUUCCCAGCAGCCCUUCCCAGCAGCAGUACUGCACCCUACGGAAACGGUGCAUUCAUUUUUUCUUCUUUAGACAACACCCCCCUCCAAGCCCCCCACCUCCUUCACUAACAUUUCUUGGCACCCUAUCCCUGCUUCUUCUUCCUGUCUCACCAUCAACCCCUCGCAACGACAAGUUACUCAUUCAGUUACAUGCACAUGCACACAUGACUCCGUCCAGUCCCUUUAUUUCCCAUCAUGACUGUGAACUCAAUUGCAGACGGAAGAAACCUUUCUAGUAAAGCAGUGAGGCUACAACACAGGCACCAAUGGAUUUUCACGCAUUGAUUGUGCUGGCUGCAGCAGGCUAUAUGCAAAUGCAGCAAACAAACCAGCACCUCCCCUGAGAGAGAUUGUUGAUGAGUAUGUACACUCAUUGUAUGUACAGUCAUUCACACGUUAUGUUGAGUGCAGGUACAGAAGCACACUUCCUAUCUGCACCAUGCAUCAGAAGGGCCUGUAUCCAGGUUCACUUUUAAAAUGAACCCAGCCAGUUAUUCAUACAAACACAUGUACGCGUGUACAGACAUCUGUACACUCAUACAGCAUAAUGUCUGGAUUGGGCUCUGGACGUGAUGGAAAUCCUUAUGCUGCUCCUUCCCAAUGCUCCAGUGGCUCAGAGAAGCUGCCAUUUAACAUAACCUUCUUGAGAAAAAUGAAAUGGCAGUGGUAGCAAUUCUGUGACCACUCACUGAACUGGGAUCAUUACCCACCAGAUGAAGAUCUCUAGCUUGGAACAUACACUAGCCUCUUCAAAUGAGGUCCAAAAAGGAUGGAAAGCAGGGCAGAAGCAGCUGGCCUCCCAAUUUUAUUUCUAACUAUUGGCUCAGGGGAUCAAGCAGGGAGUUAGCUUGUGUCACGUGUCAUUUUUAAAUUACCUUUUAAAAAAUACACAUGCAGAUCCUGCUAAACAAUCUUUAGGACCCCACCAAGGCACUUGCCAGCUUGUGAAUGGCAAGCAUAUCUUUUAUUAAGAACUUAAGAAGAGCUUGCUGGAUCAGACCCAAGGCCUAUCUAGUCCAGGAUCCUGUUUCACACAAUGGCCCACCAGAUGCCUCUGAGAAGCCCACAGGCAAGAGCUCGGGGCAUACACUCUCUCUUCUGCUGUUGCUCCCCUGCAUCUGGUAUUCAGAGGCAUCUUACCUCUGAGGCCGGAGAUGGCCUACAGUCACCAGACUAGUAGCCAUUGAUAGACCUAUAAGAAGGUAGCAACCACUUACUGGCAAAUGCCUUUGAGCCCCUGUUGUUUUCUCACUUUGGGUUGGGGCAGAUCUCUGACCUUGCAGGGGGCUUCAGAGGAACUCAAAACUACUGAACCAUCUCAGUGUUUAACUUUUUUCAAAACUCAAUGUGAAGUCCGACACAAGCCCCAGCUCAUCUUCUGAGCUCGGAAUGUGGGAGAAGAAUGAGGGCUACCGAGGCCAGCCAACAUUUUAUGGACUGCUGUCAACCUGUACAUGCUUUCAGUUAUGCCUGCCUUGUACAAAUCAUUGGAAAGCCUUCUAGUUGGUUUAGCAGUGCCUGUCUGGGCCAGGCCAGUGCUGUGGGGCAGCUACACCUGAAUUCAGAGCUGGGCUGUGUGUUCUCCAAACCUGAGGUCAGUUGUUGGAUCUGGGGGCUUCAGGUGAAGCUUAAAUGCAGCCAGCAGAAAAGUACUGCUCUGUGGACUAGGCCAGUGUAGAGGCCAGCCUUUUUUGCAUUUUUUAUUUUUUAAUGUAAACAGCUUUGAGAAUUUUGUUGAAGAGCAGUAUCUAAAUAUCAGUAGUAGUAGUAGAAGUGCUGAAAUCCUCACUAAUGCUGCACUUGCAUUCAGGUGGGGCAGGCCUGUCCUUAGAGGGUGGGGGUUAUAAGAGCAGGGGCCGGGGCAGUUGCCCUGCUUGCCCUGCCCUAAGGACACCCUUGGUGGGGGGAGGUGGUUUUCACCCUUCUCCCAACAAGCACUCUAUGUCAGUCACUAAUAUGUCCCUGAGAGCUGCACAGUCAACUCUCGCGUGCACAUUUCUUUUGCCGCACAGGCACAGCGCUAGUCGGUAGACACUGACUACACUUGUAGUCAGUACAGUAGACACUGUACACUCGUCGUAUGACUGUUGAUCAUGUUGAAUGGGCCAUGUUGAAUGCCUGAAUGGGCCUCAGGUGGACAUACUCAUUGACAAUCUCUCUCAGAGUAGGUGCUGGUUUGUUUGCUGCAGUCAGCACAGUCAAUGCAGGAAAAUCCAUUGGUCCCUGUAUUGUAGGCCAGAUGUUUUUACCAGUUCUGACCAAUCACAGGAACUGAUGUGGCACAUUGUUGUUCAUUCCUGUGCCUGGCAAGGGCUCUGAAGCUUGCGAACACACACUCCCAGUUAGUUCACUAGACUAAGCCCCAGCCUCAGUGCCUUCCCACAGAUACAUACUUUAAGGCAGGGUUUCUCAAUGUGUGGGUCCCCAGAUGUUAUUGGACUUCAACUCCCAUAAUCCCCAGCCCCAGUGGCCUUUGGUUGGGAAUUAUGGGAGUUGAAGUCCAAUUACAUCUGGGGACCCACACGUUGAGAAACCCUGCUUUAAGGCAUGUAGUCAAUAUUCAAAAGGAGCACUGGAUGAGUACAUUUACAAGUGCCUUUUCCCCCAUGACUGCAGCAGAAUACAGUUCCUGAGCUUGCUUGCAAGGCUAGCAGACUUCUCUUUAAAAUAUGAAAUUGUGUUUAAAGAUAUCAGCAGACUGCCUGUAGCACACGUUCAUAACCCUAUCAUAGAGAAAUGCUUUUCAUCUGCAGCUGAAAUGAAUUUGGGCGGAGGGGGAGGCACAUGCAUGUUCUCUAUGCUCAAAGUUUCUUGCAGAAAUUCAGAUUUGUAUCCACUGAAUUUGAAGGUGUCCCCGACCCUCACCAGUUUCCCAGAGGCUGAUGGAUUUAUUGAUUUUGAAACAAACACUGAAUGUGAUCAUACUUAACAUAAUUGCCUUAAAGUUUAUUGAGAUUUAAGUUUACAUAUAACUCCCUCAAUUUCAAGUUUCAAAAACAAAAUCUGAAAAGAUUCACGUUUCAAAAAAAUGGGUAUUUGAAUUAUAAAUAUGGACAAAUCUCAAACUUGUUUUUUGUUGUGGGUCUUGUUCCAUCAGUUGCCGACACACAAAUCAAAUCUGUGCUUGGCCCCUCGUGGUCAAAUGACAGCUCCUGCCUGGUCAUGUCUGACUUCACAGACACAACUAAACAAACAUAUAAUUUUAGUUGAGCGGGCUCCAGAGUCACAUGGUGUGAGACACAUACACCUGAAUUCACACCUUUAGGGACAUUGCUUUGUGGCAUAAUUGCAUAGCCCCUGCCGACCCAAUCUUUGUGCGUCAGGUAUGCUUUGCCUCCAUUAACACUUAUGCUCAAUUCGCUAUUGCUGUGGCAAGAGAACCCUUCUUAGCACUAAUGUCCGAAUGAGACUUGUGCCUGCAUAUUUCCCCCUCUGUGGCUGAUCGCAGCCACAGAGUUGUGUCUGCAAUUAUCACAUAGUCCCCUCCCUGUGGAUUGUCCUCCCUCGGCUGCUGUUUGAAAAAGAAAAAGAAGCAGCAAGUCUAUCUUGGCCCAGAGCCAACUGAAUCCUUCAGAAAAGCGAGGACUAUACAACUUCAGGAUGAAAGAGCAGGACUGCACAAUAACAAUGACCCUGCUCCCUGUAUGUGGAAAUUUAGCGUUUCUGAAAAAAGGAUUCUAGCUUAGCUUUCUCCUUGAUAGUUGCUGUGUGAGGAGGGGUGUGAGUGUGUGUGUACAUGGAGAAGCACCAAACAUCCAAAUAACUCCCUCAACCACAGCAGCAAUCUGAAAUGGUACAGUCUCUGCCACAUGCUAUUUCUGGCAAAUUUGAAUCAGCUCACAGAAUGCUAGUGUGUGAUGUAUUUCAUGCAGCUUGUGUUCUACCUCUAUUCAUUCCAAGGUGAGUAGAGCAUUCUACUACCAGGGUGCCUUCGGGAUCCAUAAUCAACAGUACUGAAUUAAGCUGAUAACCAGGCAUCUACAAAUGUCUCCAGUCCUCUGGUGAGUAGGACAUCCAGAAAAACACCUAUCUUUUCACCAGAGGUCUCAUUUCUACUACCAGCAGGAAUGCUUUCUAAGCAGUAGGAGAGGGUUCCCAGUUUCUUACCAUCUCCAUAUCCCAGUGCAAGCGACAGAGACCCACUGCUCUCCUAAGCCCUCUGCUUGCAUGCCAUAAAAAAAAGUAUGGGUGGGGAGGGGAUUGGUUGUGACCACAAGUAAUGGCCCGCUAGUGAGCUAAUCCUAAAUUUGUGGGUCCCUGCUGAUAACAGCUUAGUGGCUAAGUAUUUUCGCGACAUAAAAUUGGGGUGAGUUCUCAUUAUACUAUUAGUUAAAAAUGGCAAGAUGUAAUAUUUAAAAGGGGUUUGAUUUUCCUCAAUGCACGCUGAAGAAUCGGCCACUUAUAUUUAUGCAAGUCCAUCGGUUUAUUAUGUGGAGUUAUUCUUUUUCUAAAUUAGCAGCUGCUCUGUAGUAUUAUUAAUACUGUAUUUGUUCUUGUUAAAUUAUCUUUUAAUGUGUUCAUUGUGUUCGGUGGGAUAUCAUUAUGAAAAACAAACAGAUAAAACGAUGGAUGUCUCACAACAACAAAUAAUUUUAAUGAUUCCCAACUAUCAUUCUGGCCAAAUGCACAUUGCUACUAAUGCUCCACCCAGACACAGAACCCUUUCUCAUGAUCGAGUGAGAGGGCUGGAAGGCGGGCAGUGGGGAAGGCAGCAGAAGCUUAGCUGCCCUAGAUUGAUCCUGGCUGUUUGUGAGAACAGCCUCACUGUAUUUAAAACCACAGUCCUGCAUUGUCCAAGCCAUUGGUUAAGGGCUGGCCGCAAACCUAGACAUAAAACCAUGGUUUGUUGGAUUUGCAAGAUGCCUUGUUUUUACCAUGAUUAAGCAUUACUUCUGCAUCAAGCAAACAAUGGUCAAGGCAGUUUACCUGCCUCUUGGCUUCAAAGUGACAGGCAGGUCUGAGAUGUAUACAUACCCUCCUACUAACUUGGCAAACUAAAUAAUGGCUUCUGAUAAUCAGGGACAGUGUUCCCUGUAACAGGGAUUCCCAGAUGCUGUGGAAAACCUCGGUGGCGCAGCCCCUGGUGGCGCAGUGGUAAAACUGCCGCCCUGUAACCAGAAGGUUACAAGUUCAAUCCUGACCAGGGGCUCAAGGUUGACUCAGCCUUCCAUCCUUCCGAGGUCGGUAAAAUGAGUACCCAGAAUGUUGGGGGGCAAUAUGCUAAAUCAUUGUAAACCGCUUAGA
Molecule: messenger RNA, 9859 nt
Organism: Hemicordylus capensis (graceful crag lizard)
Lineage: Eukaryota; Metazoa; Chordata; Lepidosauria; Squamata; Cordylidae
Gene: SLC26A1
Product: solute carrier family 26 member 1
Exons: 4
Coding region: 268-2364 (698 amino acids)
Biological process (GO): transmembrane transport
Cellular component (GO): membrane
Molecular function (GO): oxalate transmembrane transporter activity; bicarbonate transmembrane transporter activity; chloride transmembrane transporter activity
Source: RefSeq, a predicted model, not a curated record